Messenger RNA from Hevea brasiliensis (rubber tree), 1671 nucleotides. RefSeq names its product SNF1-related protein kinase regulatory subunit gamma-1-like. The record is from RefSeq and is a predicted model, not a curated record. The transcript has 6 exons. Lineage: Eukaryota; Viridiplantae; Streptophyta; Magnoliopsida; Malpighiales; Euphorbiaceae. Bases 159 to 1490 code for a protein of 443 amino acids.
UACACCAAAUCUUUGCCGCGUGGCAAUGCCUACACUCGUCAAUCCCGACCCAUACAUAUAACGCCAGCAAAACUGAACAGAGAGAAUGAGUAUACGGAGCUUUGCCAAAAAACUGAAUCCAAAUCCAAUCUAAUUUCUGAAGACAGCAAUAUCCAGAUAUGGCACAAGCAGAAGAGGGAACGGGACGUUCCAAACUUGCAAGCUGUGACGCCUAUUUUGAGACAAUUCAGUCCAGGAAGAAGUUACCACAAGCAUUGCAGGAGACUUUAACUUCUGCAUUUGCAAGAAUUCCUGUCUCAUCAUUCCCACUAGUUUCUGGCGGCAAAGUCAUUGAAAUUCCAGCGGAAACUUCCAUUGCUGAUGCUGUCAAGAUUUUAUCUGAAUGCAACAUUAUGGCUGCUCCUGUGAAAAACCCAGAUGCAGGAACGAGUUCGGAUUGGAGACAUAGGUACCUAGGAAUUAUAGAUUACUCGGCAAUUGUUCUCUGGGUGUUAGAGAGUGCAGAACUUGCAGCUGUUGCUUUAUCAGCCAGUACUGCAACAGCUGCUGGUGUGGGCGCUGGAGCUGUUGGUGCUCUUGGAGCUGUAGCAUUGGGCAUCACUGGUCCAGCUGCAAUCGCUGGACUAACUGCUGCGGCUGUUGGUGCUGCUGUAGUUGGUGGUGUGGCUGCAGAUAAGGGGUUGGGAAAAGAUGCUCCCACAGCUGCUGACAACUUGGGGCAGGAUUUCUACAAAGUUAUCCUUCAAGAAGAACCCUUUAAGUCAACCACUGUGAAGUCAAUAAUCAAAUCAUACCGCUGGGCUCCUUUCCUUCCAGUUGCAACAGAUAGUUCAAUGUUGAGCGUCUUACUUCUGCUCUCAAAAUAUAGACUGCGAAAUGUACCCGUGAUUGAACCAGGAAACCCUGAUGUUAAGAACUUUAUUACCCAAUCUGCAAUUAUUCAGGGUCUGGAGGGGUGCAAGGGAAGGGAUUGGUUCGAUUGUAUUGCUGCACGACCUAUUUCAGAUUUUGGACUUCCUUUCAUGUCUCCCAAUGAGGUUGUUAGUAUCCAGAGCAAUGAGCUGAUUUUAGAAGCUUUCAAGCAAAUGAGAGAUCAUCAAAUUGGCGGUCUUCCAGUUGUAGAGGGGCCAAAGAAGGAAAUUGUGGGGAAUUUAAGCAUAAGGGAUAUAAGGCAUUUGCUACUGAAACCAGAACUUUUCACAAAUUUCAGGCAGCUCACAGUAACAGAUUUCAUCAAAACCAUCAGCUCAACUCGAGAAAUUGGCAGAGUCGUCCCGCCAAUAACAUGCAAGCUAAAUGCAAAUCUUGGUAGUGUGAUCCAGAAUAUUGCUUCAAAGUCAGUUCACAGGAUUUAUGUGGUUGCGGACAAUGAUAAUGAAGUUGUUGGCGUGAUUACUCUUAGAGAUGUGAUCUCUUGUUUCGUAUUCGAGCCCCCAAAUCAUUCUGAUAUCUACUUUGGGUUCUCAGCAAAAGAAAUGUUGAAUUAUUGAUAAUUCUGCUCUUGACAUCUAUAAUAACUUCUGGUGAUGCAGAAUGCAACGAGACCUUCUAAGAGACUAGUAAUGAGUCAGUUGAAGCUGUUUUGUCAGUUAUCGCUGGAUGUAAUUCUUUCUUAUGCAACUCCAAUCGAACUGUAUCCUGGCAAUUUUCUUAAUCCUCCAUCUUUCGUUA